CUUAAACCACAGGGGGUGGUAGAUCACCCCCCCGUGUCUCUGCUACUGUAUGAACGCCAAUAGCAGGACGGAUGAGCAGAUAUUCAGCACAAGACCUUAUUUACUGUAAACACUUGUAGUCAGUGCGUGAGAACAGAGAGAGAGAGAGAGAGAGAGAGAGAGAAAAGAGAAAAGAGAGACAUUUUUAUUGUUGUGCUUUUUAAUGGCUCGUUGCUUUUGAACCUGUUCGAGGACAGUGCGAUGACGUCACACCAACCCGGAAAUAGCAGUUAGACAGCUAAGUGAGAGAGAGAGAAGUAAAUCACACUUCCCGGAUCUUAGGCGUCGGAAUUGGGCUUUUAAACGUUUCUACCACAUUUAUACGUCAAGAUUGUAAGGUGAAGAUCCUGUAAUGAUAGACCUGUGAUUGAAAGAAAAUUACUACGUCAUCAAACGGGGCUCAUGCAGAAAACAGGGAUGCAUAAACCGAAACAUUCUUCAAAUAGAGUUUGAGUGUGAGUUGCAGUGCAGGACUGCGACCUUGGCCAAGUGCCUGGGUGGCUCUUCCUCCCCUCACCUUCCUCUGCUCAUCUGCUGGUACCUGUCAUGGGGAACCUCCUAAAAGUUUUGACGUGUACAGACCUUGAUGAAGAGCCCAACUUCUUCCUCGAUUUUGAAAAUGCACAGCCCACAGAUGCAGAGCGAGAGACAUGGAAACAAGUGGAUGUGGUCCUGAAGGAUGCCCGAGCAGUUCUGGAUGAACUUCAGGCCUAUAAUGGAGCUGGGAAAGAGAUAAGAGAGGCAAUCCAGAACCCCAAUGAUGAGGCAUUGCAGGACCAGGCUUGGGCUGCUGUCGUGCCCCUUGUGGGCAAACUCAAAAAGUUCUAUGAGUUUUCCCUGAGAUUAGAAGCAGCACUGCACAGCCUGUUAAGAGCCCUGACCAACGAGACGUAUAGUGACGCCACACAGCACCUGGAGCGCGAACAGGCCCUUGCCAGGCAGUUCGCUGAGAUCCUGCAUUUCACACUCCGCUUUGACGAGUUGAAGAUGACAAAUCCAGCCAUCCAGAAUGACUUCAGUUACUACAGGAGGACUCUGAAUCGCAUGAGAAUUAAUAAUGUCCCAGCAGAAGGAGAAAACGAGGUCAACAACGAGCUAGCCAAUAGAAUAUCUCUAUUUUAUGCAGAUGCCACACCCAUGCUGAAGACUUUGAGUGAUGGCACGACAAAGUUUGUAUCUGAGAACAAGAACUUGCCUAUUGAGAACACGACAGAUGUGUUGAGCACCAUGGCAAGUGUGUGUAAAGUCAUGCUGGAGACGCCCGAGUACCGUAGCCGUUUCAGCAGCGAGGCCACCGUGUCAUUCUGUUUGCGCGUUAUGGUGGGCGUCAUCAUCCUCUAUGACUAUGUACAUCCUGUUGGUGCUUUCGCCAAGUCCUCCAAAAUAGACAUGAAAGGAUGCAUUAAAGUUCUCAGAGAUCAGCCUCCAAACAGUGUGGAAGGCUUAUUAAAUGCUCUCAGGUACACGACGAAGCAUCUGAAUGACGAAUCUACUGCGAAGACCAUUAAAAGCAUGCUGCAGUAAGCAGCAGCUCGGGGAUACACACCACUGGCCUCACACAAGUGUUCAGGGGACACACUCCAUCCCCAACAACAUCGAUGCACAGAAUGUUUCCCCCCCCCCUUCUUUUUUUUUCUAAAGUCAAAAUCAGACAUACCAGUAGGACUCUUAACUCUUUUUUAAAAGUGCAUGCUAUUGGCAUUUGGUGUUUCUUUUUGUGCCAAAUCACUUUUUGCUGAAAUCUUGGUUUUAACACAUCCAGUACAGCCAUACUAUUGAUGGCAGCUACAUUAUGGAAAACAAAUAAAUAAAUAAAAAAUAUUAUUUUUGUGAUUAAUAGGUUAAUAUUGCUUGUUUCCCUAUAAAAGGGAGGGGGAGUGUUUUUGACUUGAAAAAAAUAUACAGUAUAUUGACAGAGAAAUAUAAAUAUAUAUUUUAUUUUGUUUGAAUGAAUAUUUAAUAUCAUGUCCUCUGCAUGGCAUAAUGUUGUAUUUAAGGAAGAAAAACAACAACAACAACAACAACAACUAGUGUUUCAAAAUUGUCUGACUGCUUGGUUGUGUGCAAGUUCCAAAAAGUGAAUUUAAAUUAUGUUUUGAUAUUGAAAUGGUACUAGUCAAAACUGUUUUCAAAUGCUAGUAAUGUUUAAAUUUUAUAUUUUUUAUAGGUUUUGAUUUAUGUUUUUUUUUUUCAUAGCUGUUUGUUUUUUGUUUUUCUGCUUUGAAAAUUAGCUUCAAUAUUUCUGGUGAAUUAAAAUCAGUUUUGAUGUAUGAUGACAUGAAAUGUGAUGUUUUAAAAAAACAAUUAAAAGAUGCUUUCAUUUUUGUAACGAUUGAUUUUAUUUAGAGAUUUUUUCCCAGUGUUCUUCUCCCCGCUUUGUUUGGUUUGACCUCUUGACAUGUGUUAGACUUCCAACAUUCAUUUGCACCAAACAUAAAACAACAUAUUUGGUAUUUAUUCCGAAACAUUAUUUUAAUUAGUGGCUUGGUGUGUGUUUUUGCAAAUGAAUAUACUUUAAAUGAACUUUUUUUUUUUAGAAAUUGUUUUUGUAAAGAGUAGGCAGUUUAUGAAAAAUCUUUUAGACUUUUUUCAGUUUUAUGGCCAAAUAUGUGGUUAUACUGCAGUGUACAUUGUCUGGUGUGUGCAAGUGACAUAUUUUAAAACUUGCUGUAAUUGAUAACCCUGAACGACAUCAAACUAGUAUUGAAAAACAAACUUUAUUCAGUAUUUCUCUUAAAAUGCAUCAUCUGUUUACAUAAUGUUGGAGACAGUUGGUAUCCAGUUUCUGCCAUCUUGAAGCUGACCCCAACAACUCCAAGCAUCUAUCUAUCUACCUACCUACCUAUCUAUCUAUCUAUCUAUCUAUCUAUCUACUUGUAUACUGGAGUACUUAUGCCAUUUUACUAGAUGUAUUAGCUUAUCACUGCAUCCAUAAGAUAGGCACCAUCUCACUAUUUCAGGCUA
Molecule: messenger RNA, 3003 nt
Organism: Ictalurus furcatus (blue catfish)
Lineage: Eukaryota; Metazoa; Chordata; Actinopteri; Siluriformes; Ictaluridae
Gene: cyribb
Product: family with sequence similarity 49 member Bb
Exons: 13
Coding region: 586-1563 (325 amino acids)
Biological process (GO): positive regulation of T cell activation; regulation of actin filament polymerization
Molecular function (GO): small GTPase binding
Source: RefSeq, a predicted model, not a curated record